Rotaria sordida is the source of this 861-nucleotide messenger RNA. NCBI's taxonomy places the organism in Eukaryota, Metazoa, Rotifera, Eurotatoria, Philodinida, Philodinidae. The record is from the annotation of a GenBank genome assembly.
AUGGACACUGUUACACAAGGAAUAACUACAACGAUUAUACGUGUUUGCACAUUCAAUUUACGUCAUGGUCCUAUUGAUCGUGGUACACAAAAUGCAUGGGAAAAACGAAGACCAAUUGUAAAAGAUUGUCUUAAAAACAUGCAACCAACAAUUAUCGGAACACAAGAAGGUUAUCCACCACAACUUAAUGAUAUUCUUGAUGAUUUAAAUGAGUCUACAAAAUGUUGGUCAUGGAUAGGUGAAGAACUUGAUGAGUGGUAUAUAACUAAUGCUAUAUUCUAUCGUCAUGAUCAAUUUUCACUUAUUUCAACAAAAACAUUUUGGUUUAAUGAACAUCCAUCAACAAUUGGUUCGGCUUGGAAUACAAAAUAUCCUCGUGGUUGUACAUGUGCUCAAUUUCAACAUAUUAUUACAAAACAACCAUUUAUUAUCUAUAAUGUUCAUCUUGAUUUUCCAUCUCAAAAAUCACGUCAUCAUUCUAUACCUAUUCUAUUAUCACAAAUCAAAGAAAAUGGUGAUCAUAUUGAUAAAGUUAUUGUUAUUGGAGAUUUUAAUAAUUGGCCAGAACAAGUUGAUGGUGAAACACCUGUUGAUAAACUUAUUCUUUUAGGACAACAAGCAUCAGAAAUUGAACAAAUGAAAAAAGCUGGUUUUGUUGAUACAUAUCAACAUGGAGAAACACCAACAUUUAAUGGUUUUCGAUUGGCUGGUUAUGGUCCGAAAAUUGAUUUUAUUUGGAUUUCAUUAAAUAGUGUUUAUCGUGUUGAAGGUGAAACAAAAGUAGAUGAUUAUCAUGAUAAAGAUGGAUUUUUUCCAUCUGAUCAUUUUCCUGUAUAUACUGAUCUGAUAUAUACUGAAUAG